Molecule: messenger RNA, 422 nt
Organism: Desarmillaria tabescens
Lineage: Eukaryota; Fungi; Basidiomycota; Agaricomycetes; Agaricales; Physalacriaceae
Exons: 1
Coding region: 56-391 (111 amino acids)
Source: RefSeq, a predicted model, not a curated record
CAUGUUUGUUCUCGACGGCAUCGGAAAGGUCACUCCCUUGUCCUGACCAACCAAAAUGUCGCUGUUCGCAAAUGUCCUAGGGUUCUCCCUCUUCGGCCUUGCAGCCAGGCUUGGCCAACUUGGAAUUCAGAAACGAAAUUUGUUUGAUAGUGCGUCAAUGUUGCUUUCAAUUUGGCAUACACGUCUCACAGCGACCAAUACAGACAUGACGGCCCAUGCAGUGUCAAUGGGUGCUUGGGGAGCCUUUGGAUACCUUGCGUGGCAGUGGGAUCAAAAGUCAAGUGGUAUCAUUGCGCAGAAGAAGCUAGAGCUAGCAGAACGCCGACAGGCUCGACAAGAGCUUGCGGAAGAGUUGGCCGCGGCGCAUAUACCAAGCGAGGGCGAGCAUUGAACAACCAGGCCUAACCUGUACGUCAGUCUUU